AAUAGUCUUUCAGGUUCUAUUCCUCGUUGCCUAACUAACUUGACUUUUGAGUCAAACUAUGCCAAAUCUGUUACAGGUUCGAAAUAUGAUUUAUUCCCCCCAGGAAUAAGUCAAUUCUCAUUGUAUUCAUCUUAUUUUGAAUCAAUAAGAUUGCCGAAUGUCAAAGAAAAGGUCGAGUUCCCUACAAAGGGCUGGUCCUAUUCCUAUGACGGCAACAUCCUCAUUUUUAUGUCAGGAAUUGAUUUCUCCUGCAACCAAUUAACAGGUAAAAUACCAUCCAAAAUGGGGAACUUAAGUGAGCUCCAUUCAUUGAAUGUGUCUCAUAAUAAUCUCACUGGAUCAAUACCAACAACAUUCUCCAACUUAAGGCAUAUUGGGAGCUUAGAUCUUUCCUAUACCAACCUGAAUGGGAGUAUCCCCUCUGAACUGACUGAGUUGAACACUUUAGUGGUCUGCAGUGUAGCACACAACAACUUAACAGGUAAAACUCCAGAUUUCAAAGCUCAAUUUGCUACCUUCAAUGAGAUUAGCUACGAGGGAAAUCCUCAUCUGUGGACCUCCAUCACAUAG
Molecule: messenger RNA, 570 nt
Organism: Ilex paraguariensis (yerba mate)
Lineage: Eukaryota; Viridiplantae; Streptophyta; Magnoliopsida; Aquifoliales; Aquifoliaceae
Source: the annotation of a GenBank genome assembly